AUGGAUACCAAAGCCAAGCAAUCUCACAUUUUUUUAUUCCCUUAUAUGGCACCUGGCCACAUGAUACCAACCAUAGCCAUGGCCAAACUAUUUGCUUCAAGGGGCAUCAAAACAACCUUAAUUUCUACUCCUCAAAACAUUGCCUUCUUCUUCAAAACAAUUGAAAGAAGCAAGGAUUCAGGUUUCGAGAUCGGAGUUCUUCUUCUCAAAUUCCCUUCUGUAGAGGUUGGAUUGCCAGAAGGCUGUGAGUGUGGUCACAUGGUUGAAACACUAGAAGAGCUCCAAAAGUUCUUGAAGGCCACCUCCUUACUUGAUCAACAACUUGAAAAGCUCCUUGAAGAACACCAACCCAACUGCCUUGUGGCUGAUAAUUGUUUUCCAUGGACAACUGAUCUUGCUGCCAAAUUUGGAAUUCCAAGGCUUGUUUUUCAUGGAAUAAAUUUCAUCUCUUUAUGUAUUUCAUGGCAUUUGAUCAACAUGGACUUUUCAGCAUUAUUGAAGUCUGAUUCUGAGCCUCUUGUAAUUCCUGAUUUACCAGAUGAGAUCAAGCUUGCAGGAACCCAGAUACCAAAUUUCCUCAAACAAGAAACCGAGUUGAGAAAAUUUUUAGAAUCGACUGCAGAAACAGAGAGGAGGAGUUAUGGGGUGAUUGUUAACAGCUUCUAUGAGCUUGAGCCAGCCUAUGCUGACCAUUAUAGGAAGUUCUUGGGAAUCAAGGCUUGGCAUAUUGGUCCCACAUUUUUAUACAAUAAAGACACUUAUGUCUCCCUAGAUGAACAUGAAUGUUUGAAGUGGCUAAAUUCCAAGACACCCAAUUCAGUAGUUUAUGUGAGCUUUGGAAGUGUGAUCAAAUUUGAUGAUGCUCAACUCCUUGAAAUUGCAUUGGGUCUUGAGGCUUCUGGGCAGCAGUUCAUUUGGGUUGUCAAGAAAGAAAAGAGUGAUGAAGAAAAUAAGGAGGACUGGUUGCCUGAAGGGUUUGAGAAGAGAGUGGAAGGCAGAGGACUUGUUAUAAGAGGGUGGGCUCCACAGGUGCCAAUUCUUGAACACCAAGCAGUUGGAGGCUUUGCGACUCAUUGUGGAUGGAACUCAGUGAUUGAAGCAGUGUCUGCUGGGGUGCCAAUGGCCACUUGGCCAGCUUUUUCUGAUCAGUUUUAUAAUGAAAAGUUGGUGACUCAAAUACUUGGGAUUGGGAUUGGGGUAGGUGUUCAAAAAUGGGAAAGAUUUGGAGGGGAAAAAGUGGGGAAGAGAAACAUAGAGAAGGUAGUGACACAGAUUAUGGUGGGGGAGAAAGCAAAGGAAAUGACAAGCAGAGCCAAAAGGCUUGAGGAAAUGGGUUUUGAGGAAGGUGGAUCAUCUUACAAGGAUUUGAAUGACUUGAUUCAAGAACUGGGACUCUAUAGCACUGCUCCUAACUAA
Prunus mume (Japanese apricot) is the source of this 1416-nucleotide messenger RNA. Its product is annotated as UDP-glucose flavonoid 3-O-glucosyltransferase 7-like. The record is from RefSeq and is a predicted model, not a curated record. Gene Ontology annotation, molecular function: UDP-glucosyltransferase activity. NCBI's taxonomy places the organism in Eukaryota, Viridiplantae, Streptophyta, Magnoliopsida, Rosales, Rosaceae.